CUCAGGUUCUGCCAUCGGACGGAAUGAUCCGGAAACAUUCUCAUGUGAAGAUCGGGCGCUAUCACCAGCACCUCACCGAGCAGCUGGACCUUGACCUCUCACCCCUGGAGUACAUGAUGAAGUGUUACCCCGAAAUAAAGGAGAAGGAGGAGAUGAGGAAGAUCAUUGGACGAUACGGACUGACGGGGAAGCAGCAGGUGAGCCCGAUACGUAACCUCUCUGACGGGCAGAAGUGCCGCGUAUGCUUCGCUUGGCUGGCCUGGCAGACUCCGCACAUGCUCUUCCUGGACGAGCCGACCAAUCACUUGGACAUCGAGACCAUCGACGCUCUGGCGGACGCCAUCAAUGAGUUUGAGGGAGGGAUGAUGCUCGUCAGCCACGACUUCCGACUGAUUCAGCAGGUGGCUCAGGAAAUCUGGGUAUAUGAGAAACAAUCGGUGACAAAGUGGAACGGAGACAUUUUAUCCUACAAAGAUCAUCUGAAGUCCCGGCUGGGUGACAACGAGCCGCAGCGUAAAGGCAACUGAGCCAGCGCGUUGUCACCGC
Messenger RNA from Nanorana parkeri, 546 nucleotides. RefSeq names its product ATP-binding cassette sub-family F member 2-like. The record is from RefSeq and is a predicted model, not a curated record. The transcript has 3 exons. The coding region runs from base 24 to 527 and encodes 167 amino acids. Gene Ontology annotation, molecular function: ATP hydrolysis activity; ATP binding. Lineage: Eukaryota; Metazoa; Chordata; Amphibia; Anura; Dicroglossidae.